CAAAGCCAUAAAGCAGAUAUAUGUUAUUCUUGCAAAUAAAAAAUACGUUUACUCAAAUUCCUUCGUCUCGAAUUUUUCUUUGCCUCAAAGAUGUUUGACGAAUUGUCUGAAUGAAUUGAAAUUCGGAGAAAUUGAAGGAAUUCAAUUACUUUUCUCCUCUCCGUUCUGAACAAGAUCUGUGAUGAUGGCAAUCAGCAAAACAGAGAUUAAUUUAAGGAGAUUGCUUUCCGCUGCACCUAAUCAACAAAAUCAGUCAAAGCUUAUGCAUUAUGUUGCUACUCUGAGGGAACAAUUAGAACAACUGUCGGAAGAGAAGACACAUGAAGGUCUUCCCAGGGUUACAAAGACUAAGGUGAAUGAAUACUAUGAGAAGAUUGAAGCUGUUGCUUCCAAAAUAGCUGCUCAAGUGAUGGCAUGGUUUGUGGUUGCUCUUUCGCUAAUUGUUAUCUGGGUCGCUUCUCUUUGCAAAAUUUUCUUUGGAGCAACAUUUAGUUUCAAAGCUGCAAUUCUUGAUGAUGGUAUAACCCCUCACAAGAAAAAUGUGCUGUUCGUCAUCGCACAUCCUGAUGAUGAGUCAAUGUUCUUUUCUCCAACAAUAAACUACUUAACUACCAAUGCCUACAACCUUCACAUAUUAUGCUUCUCCACUGGUAAUGACGAUGGUAUGGGAAGCAUUAGGAAAGAUGAGCUGCAUCAGGCUUGUGCAGUGCUCAGGGUUCCUCUUCAACAGUUAAAGAUUCUGGACCAUCCAAAUUUACAGGAUGGUUUUGGGCAAGUAUGGAGUCAUGAUUUGUUAACGGAAAUCAUCGAUGAAGCCGUCACUAAUCAUGAUAUUCACACGAUCAUAACAUUCGAUAAUUAUGGUGUUUCGGGUCAUAGCAAUCACCGUGAUGUGCACCAUGGAGUAUUAAAGUUCCUCAAGAUUAGAACAGAAAGAAAUAUCAAAGCUUGGGAAAAACUUGUAAGCCUUAAAAUCUUUCGCAAGUAUUGUGGACCCGUCGACUGGCUGUCAAUUUUGUCUGCCAAAAGACAUCCGAGUAAACUAAUCAUUAUAAACGAGCAGCCUUGGAAAAGCUUCGAAGCAAUGGCACAACAUUUAAGCCAAUGGGUUUGGUUUCGAAAGCUUUUCGUUAUUUUUUCGAGCUAUACAUACACGAAUAUACUUUGUAGAAUCAACCCUUGAAUCCAGAUUUUGAGAGAC
Molecule: messenger RNA, 1201 nt
Organism: Eutrema salsugineum
Lineage: Eukaryota; Viridiplantae; Streptophyta; Magnoliopsida; Brassicales; Brassicaceae
Product: probable N-acetylglucosaminyl-phosphatidylinositol de-N-acetylase
Exons: 14
Coding region: 182-1183 (333 amino acids)
Biological process (GO): GPI anchor biosynthetic process
Cellular component (GO): endoplasmic reticulum
Molecular function (GO): N-acetylglucosaminylphosphatidylinositol deacetylase activity
Source: RefSeq, a predicted model, not a curated record